Molecule: messenger RNA, 2111 nt
Organism: Melanaphis sacchari
Lineage: Eukaryota; Metazoa; Arthropoda; Insecta; Hemiptera; Aphididae
Product: carboxypeptidase B-like
Exons: 8
Coding region: 479-2017 (512 amino acids)
Biological process (GO): proteolysis
Molecular function (GO): zinc ion binding; metallocarboxypeptidase activity
Source: RefSeq, a predicted model, not a curated record
GCGACGCACCUCACACUACGCGUUCCCCGGCAGGUUCGACGAUUUUUGUCCACCUUUAUAAUAAUAUACAGGAAUAAGGUACUACGAUAAUAAUAUCGUGGUAUAGUACUAUGACGACGUCGGAAGUCGAUGCGGCAGAUUUGGACGGCGGCGUCGACUAGUCAUACCUAUUCGUCAUACACUACACUGUUUGUAGGCCGCAAUCGCGACCGACUUGUUUUCAUCGCACCCGGACCCGAAAAAUAUCCGACUAUCCCAUAUCGUGAUCCGUAUUAUCGUUAUAAUAAUAACCGAUAAUAGUCGUCAACCGAUUUGUGCGAUUUAAAAAUAACGAUUUCCGAUACGCAGCAAUAACGCGUUCAAAAUAACGAUUUUUUUUUGAUUUUUUUUUUUUUUUUUUCUUGCUGUCGAUAGAACGCGUAAACCAUCUCGCCGGUCGCUUAUUCGAUAUCAUAUAACCAAUUUUAACGGCGACGAAAUGAAGUUGCCGCCGCUGCAAUGGCUCGCAGUAGCGGCCGUCAUCGUCGUUGUCGCGGCGGCCGCCUCGCCGACGGCCAACGCUCCGGCCACCGCGGCCGCAUCCGCCGCCGACACGGCCGAAGACGACGACGGCGACAGCGUAUUCCCGUUCAGAGCCAUCCAACUAUACAACACCGUGGCCGGUUACCUGGAAUACAUUUUCGACAUGGUCAUAGCACCCAUCACCGGUGGUGCAUCAAGCAAAAAACAAACAACCAGUAAAGUUUCGUACAAAAAAUUUCAAAUCAUUAGAGUUUUACCGUCUGACGAGGACGAAGUACUUGACUUAGAAGGAAUGUCCGAAGAACCAGGUGUGCAAGUCUGGAUGCCUAUACAGUUGAAUAAAACGGCAGAUCUCGUAUUACCACCUAGUGUAGCUAGAGACGUAAAAAGAUUUUUAACAGAAAGAGAAAUCAACUUCGUUGUACUCAGUUCCGACUUAGAAAGAAGCAUUAAUAAACAAAAUCCUAAAAUGCCAUCUGUUAAUCAACAAUCAGAGUUAAAAGCAACAAAAGGACAUGUAAUGACUUUUAAUAGAUAUCAUCGUUAUCAAGAUAUUCUCGACUACUUAAUGUAUCUAUCGGAAAACUAUCCUCAUUUAGUGGAAUUGUUGCCUAUCGGAAAAACUGUAGAAGGCCGACCACUAAAAGUAGUGAAAAUAUCAAGUGGACAAACUAGGGAAAAUGUUGUCAAACCGGCUAUAUGGAUUGAUGCAGGAAUUCACGCAAGAGAAUGGAUAUCACCAGCUGUAGCACUAUUCAUUUUAAGGCAAUUAGUAGAAAAUAAAUCUUAUAGAACACUGGUUUCUGAGAUCGAUUGGUAUAUACUACCAAUGAUAAACGCAGAUGGCUACGAGUAUAGUCAUACCGUAGAUCGUCUAUGGAGAAAAUCUAGGAGGACUGCAACUAUCAAAUCGGGAAGAACUCUAUGGGAUACGUCAUAUGGUUGUGAAGGUGUUGAUUUAAACAGAAACUGGGAUUGGCACUGGGGAGGAGUUGGCGCUAGUCAAGACCCGUGUUCUGACACUUUUGCCGGAUCACAUGCUUUUUCGGAACCAGAAACUAGAGCAGUAUCUGAUUUUAUAUUAGACCACAGGGAUAGAAUACAAGUUUAUUUAACGCUACAUUCUUACUCACAAAUGUGGCUAAUGCCUUGGAGUCACACAAAAAAACUUUCGGAUGAUUAUGAUGAUAUGAUGUAUUUAGCGAGACAAGCAACUGAAGCAAUUCAAAAAGUACACGGUUCACAGUAUCAACUCGGCACUACUCCAUCACUGCUUUACACCGUAUCAGGAUGUUCGGAUGACUGGGCCAAAGGGAAAGCCGGUAUAAAAUACAGCUAUACGAUAGAACUUCCAGAUAAAGGAUUGUACGGUUUUCUAUUGCCAGCUGAGAAGAUUGUAACAACAGGAAAAGAAAUAUUUACAGGCAUUAAAUCCAUAGCAAAAUCAAUAUUGAAAAUUAACAGCAUGAAGGAGAAGUCUAAAUUAAUAGGAUGAUACAUUACAUCUUUUGUCUUGACAUGAAAUUUGACAAUGAAACGACUUUCGAUUGAAUUCAAAUAUUUAAUAUCAAUUGAAAUAAACUGGUCAA